This is a messenger RNA of Mollisia scopiformis, 1496 nucleotides long. RefSeq lists its product as uncharacterized. Lineage: Eukaryota; Fungi; Ascomycota; Leotiomycetes; Helotiales; Mollisiaceae. The record is from RefSeq and is a predicted model, not a curated record. The transcript has 3 exons. Gene Ontology annotation, cellular component: fungal-type vacuole membrane. The annotation marks the transcript as partial.
CGUGCAGUACUCUUAUGUACCACCCUGGUAUAUUGUUUCCUUACAGCAGCUAUUACAUUUGGAUAUGCACCACUCAAGCCGAUUUUGAUCCAAAAUGGCUUCUAUCAAGGUUCUUGUCACGAUCUUGAUGCUUCCGAGGAAUAUCCUGAAGGGCAAUCCUGCCCUGAACAAGUAUUGAGGUUGGACUCAAUGUUUACUAUUGCAGCUGCUGCUACACAUCUGGGUGCUCUCCCAGUAGGCAGCUUUCUUGAUCGAUUCGGGAGUAAAGCCACUGGCUACGCGGGGAGCGGGUUGCUAGCUCUCGGCGCUAUCCUCUUCCCACGAGCAUCUGUAAACCUCUUUGACGCACCGCUUGUGGGAUAUGUUUUCCUCGCUCUUGGUGGCCGCUUCGUCUUCACCUCAUCUUUGCACCUGCAUGGCUUGUUUCCAAAGCAUUCCAACUUAGUGGGAGCAUUUCUGGCUGGAUCUUUUGACGGAUCCUCGGCUGUGUUCCUUAUCUUCAGCUAUUUCCAUGAUAGUAGUAGAGUGUCCCUUGAGCACUUUUUCACGGCAUAUCUGUCCGUGCCAAUCUUUGUGUCUUUGGUCCUAUUUAUUCUCAUGCCGACACAAACAACUAGCAUCUCAUUGAUAGAUAUUGGUAAAGAGGACCUCGGAGACGAUGUCGCUUGUCUACUACCAGGCUACGAAAGCGAAGAAGACGCAGAGAUCCAAGAAAAGGCGCAAGGAACAACUACCGAAGAGUACAAAUUCAUUCGAUUAUCUAGCGAAUGGCCUCGGCUUCAUCGUCGUGCAGCAAUGCAACAGAUGAAGACAUCGUGGUUCUUCAUCCCAGCAGCAUUUACAGCUGUGCAAAUCUUGCGGAUCAACUAUACCACCGCCACGAUCCGACUUCAAUAUUCAUAUUUCUUAUCCUCGAAAGCUGCAGCCGACUCAUUGGCUGACCUUUACGGCUUCGCUCUCCCUCUAGGUUCACUGCUCAGCAUUCCUGUCAGCGCUUGGGUUGUGGCACAAGGCAACAUAGUAUCAAUCUGGCUCAUCGUCGUUUCGUCAGGGACUCUCGUUGGAUUGAUUGGCUGCCUCCCGUGGGAACUCGCCGGAACGAUAAACAUCUGGUUGUCAGUAAUUUACGCGCCAAUGUUUAUCGCCGCAUUGAUAGACUAUAUCAAAUGUGUCUUCGGACUGGCGACCAUGGGUACAAUCUUUGGGUCUUUCUUGUUCGUAUCCGGUAUCGUUGGUCUAAUCCAAGGCCCUCUGGAAGAUCUUACUGCGGUCCAUUUCGAGAACAACCCACUCCCUAUCAACAUGGUCAUGACUUCGCUCACGCUUCUACUCGGAAUAAGUCUUACGUUAUUCAUUUUUUGCAACACGACGAGGAAAGCCCGAUCGACACAGGUCGUCUCAACUGCAUAGAUGGAUGAGUUAUCUGGGUAUGGCAGAGAGCGAUAAUUGCACGUACAUGUUCAACCAUGUUUAGAAAGUGUGAGGGAAGCUAGGCA